ACUAGUGCCUCAGAAUGAGAUCAUUGGGUCUAAUCCCAGAGUUAGAAAGUUCUCUCAUGCAUGUGUGGAUUUUCUCCAGGUACUCUUCCCACAAAACCAAAACCAUGCACAUCAGAUUAAUGGUAAAUCUAAAUCUUCCCUCAGUGGGAGAAAAACUCCCCAGACCUCUUAGGCCAACAUUGCCUUUCAUCUCCUAACCUGAACUGUUAUCUGGGGUCACUCAGUAUAAAGAGAAAUGAGGCAAAGUUCAUUUAGUUAAUGAGUAUCUCUACAGUGCAUGUAAUAAAAAAACAGGUGAAUUCACAGCAAACAUCCACCAUGGAGCUGCGCGUCUCUGCCUGCAUCCUGCUGCUACUUUCUGUAACAUCUGGAGUAGAUGGAGGGAAGAUUUUGGUUUGGUACACCGAGGCCAGCCACUGGAUUAACAUGAAGCUGCUGCUGGAGACGCUGGUGGACAGAGGACACCAGGUGACCGUGCUGGUCCCGAGCACAUCCAUGUUCAUGAACAGCAGCGAACCCUCCCGCUUUCACUAUCAGCCUUUUAACGUCUCUGUCUCGAUGGAAGUCGUGGAGAAGUUUCUUAAUGACUUCCUUCACUUUGCCAUUUAUGAGGUGGAUUACAUGAGCUACCUUCAGGUGUACAACAGGUUUAUGGAAUUAAUCCAGAGCAACAUGCAGUCUUCCAUGAAGUUUUUGGACGGUUUGGUGAAAUCAGAACCCAUCAUGAAGAAGCUGAAGGAGGACGGCUACGACUUACUCCUGGCUGAUCCCAUCUACCCUGGAAGUGAACUAACGGCAGACAUUUUGGGGAUUCCUCUUGUGUUUUCCUUGCGAUUUUCCUUGGCUCAUAACUGGGAACGAGUGUGUGGUCAGCUACCUGCUCCACCUUCGUUUGUUCCUGCUCCCAUGACCAAACUAACCGAUAAGAUGGACUUCCUAGAGAGAGUGUGGAACUUCCUGUUCUACCCGUUGCAGGACAUCAUGCUGGAACGAAAUCUGUGGAAAGAGUUGGAUAAGCAUUAUUCUGAAGUUAAAGGAACACCCACCAGUGCCUGUGAGUUGAUGGGUAGAGUAGAUGUCUGGUUGAUGAGAACCUACUGGGAUUUUGACUUUCCUCAUCCGUUCCUUCCCAACUUUAAAUUUGUUGGUGGGAUCCACUGCAGACCUGCUAAACCACUACCAAAGGAAAUUGAAGACUUUGUCCAGAGCUCUGGAGAUGAUGGUAUCGUGAUAUUCUCUUUGGGAUCUAUGGUGAAAAAUCUCACUAUAGAGAAGGCAAACAUGAUCGCUUCAGCCCUCGCUCAGAUUCCACAAAAGGUCCUGUGGAGAUACAGUGGGACCAAACCUGACACUUUAGGUUCCAACACUAAACUCUAUGACUGGAUCCCACAAAACGACCUGCUGGGUCACCCUAAAGCCAGAGCUUUUAUCACUCAUGGUGGUGCAAACGGGAUUUAUGAGGCCAUCUAUCACGGCGUUCCCAUGGUGGGAAUCCCUAUUUUUGCUGAGCAGCCAGACAACAUGGUGCACAUGAAAGCCAAAGGAGCUGCAGUUGUGUUGAAGCUGAACUUCAUGACAUCUGAAGACCUCAGAGAUGCGAUCAACACCGUCAUCAAUGACAAAUCCUACAAAGAAAGUGCUAUGAGGCUGUCCAGAAUCCACCACGACAGACCCAUGAGUCCUCUGAACGAGGGGGUUUUCUGGAUCGAGUUCACCAUGAGGCACAAAGGAGCAAAGCACCUGAGGGUCCAGGCCCACAAGCUCACCUGGUACCAGUAUCACAGCCUGGAUGUCCUGAGCUUCCUGCUCUCUGUGGUUCUGCUGCUCCUGCUCCUCCUCGUCAAGACCUGCAGGUUCUGUUUCCGGAGGUGCUGCUGCAGAAGGAAGACCAAGAGGAAGGCUGAAUAACAAACUCAGCUCAGGUUUACUGAUCAACUGAAUUCAACCGACAUGUCCAUGUUGGCUGCCACAUGCGUGGAUCAGUUUAUAGUUUAUUAUUUUAACCAUUCCCUAUUUAAUACAAUUUUUUUUAAUUCACUUAAUACAAAAUUACUUCAGAUAAAAUAACCACAGUGUAUUUUGUUAAAUACUUCUGGCUAUGAUGUAAUAUAUAAGUGACAUGUUUGACAAUAAACACUUUGGUCUGGACUUUUA
This is a messenger RNA of Nothobranchius furzeri (turquoise killifish), 2154 nucleotides long. Lineage: Eukaryota; Metazoa; Chordata; Actinopteri; Cyprinodontiformes; Nothobranchiidae. The record is from RefSeq and is a predicted model, not a curated record.